AUGCCAGGACCAAAUGAAAAAGCUACACCAUGCUUUGAGAGUUCCUCAGAUCCCGAGAAACUUGAGCACUUCUUCUUGAGAUUAGAAGACCUCUUUGACAAGUGUGUGGUCAAUGAUGAUGAGGAGAAAAAGAAAGCAGCGAUAUCUUAUACAGAUAUCAAGACAGAGCGCCAGUGGAAAGUGCUUUCUAGCUUUGCUGCUGGUGAAAAAUAUGAUGACUUUAAAUCUGAAGACAGUGAUAGAGAUGCAAUGUUAGAACUCAAAAGGCUAGUACAUCAUUAUGAUAUAGCCCAGAUUAAUGAUAAGAUAGAAGAGCAUGGUGUGAAACAGGAAGAGAUCAGGAGUGUGCUUGCUGUCAUGAAGGAUUUAAUGGAACAGCAGACCUCUGCAAGUGAUAAAAGGCUCAUGAGCUUAGAAAAAGCUAUGAUGGAGAACCAGAAGAGUCUCAUGAUGUUCAUGCAGCAGCAGGCUAACAGAAUGCAAGCACCAGCAUAUAAUUUAGGCCCAGAGGUGAUGGGAUAUGGACAGAAUUACUUGUAUGGAGGAGAGGUACCCAAAGAUAUUAGAGAGCAAUAUGUGAAGGAGCACAUUGAUGAAUACUAUGCAUGCAUGAAAGCUGGCAAGUUGCAGAGCCAGAAUAUGGUGAUAAAUGCUACAGACACUCCAGAGCUGUUCCAUGUCCCAGGGAGUUAUAGUGUGCUAUUGCAAGAAAAACAGGAACUGGAGUGCCAGGUGUUUGCAAUGAGAAUGCAGCAGACUCACAAUAAGGGGCCACCACCUGAUGAACCAGUGGAGCAAGAACCAUCAGAUGAGGACAGGGAGCAGGGUCAGAUUCACCAUCACCCCCAGAGGAUGUAA
This is a messenger RNA of Guyanagaster necrorhizus, 858 nucleotides long. RefSeq lists its product as uncharacterized. Bases 1 to 858 code for a protein of 285 amino acids. NCBI's taxonomy places the organism in Eukaryota, Fungi, Basidiomycota, Agaricomycetes, Agaricales, Physalacriaceae. The transcript is spliced from 5 exons. The record is from RefSeq and is a predicted model, not a curated record.